GCGGAAAAGCUUCUCUGGUUGCUAUGUCCAACAUAAUAGUUAUAUUACCGCAUUCAUUAGUUGCUGCGAUUUUGAAGAGGAUGACACGCAGUGUGAAAGAUUUGCGAGAACUCAUCAACGUCUCCCGAUUGUCAUAUCGCGAUGAUGAUGAGGAAGAGGAAUUGUAUUACAGCAGUAGUCCAGAAUCACUCCAAGAUUUUGGUAAUAUUCCACUCGAAGUCUCGCAGCCUGUUCUUCCAAAGAGAAAUAAGGAUUUGGAACCCUUAUUUAUGAAAGGAAAGCCUGGGAGUCCUCCAUUAAGCCCUGGAUCUUCAGGUAGAGGGUCGCCAUUACCGCCGAUUGGUGCCUCGUCAAGUGCGAGCCCAUCUUCUUCCGGGCAGAAUUCACCAACAGCUCGCUCCCAAGAUGCAAGCGUCGAUUGUGGGGCCCGAAAGAAGGAUACUAAACGACAGAAACCUAAUUUUGACUCUGUCCUUCUUUACAUGGACGCCACUGUAGUCAGUGAUUGGCUAACAAGAGCGAACACUUCAAUUAAUCAACUAACCUCGUGGCUGCAUUUUAGUGACAAUUUUAUUCAAUUUGCCCACUUUUGGCUGUCUGAAAUGCCAAGAUCAAAACAAAGGGAGCUAAUAGAAAUGGAGUUCACCAUUUCACUGGAGGAAAUCAAAUUUGCUUUUGGAGCUGGCUUGGAAGGUGGAUCUGUUUCAACUCAAGAUAUUGAUUCCUUUGCCAGAUCUGUGUUUUGGGAAUACCCAGAAAAGUUUCAUAACUCGGAGACUAAGGACUUUUUCCUCAAAAUUUUAUUAUGUUUGUGUUCUGGAAAGAAAAACACUUACCGUGCCCUUCUCUCGGAUGUUCAGUGUUCAACAUCCAACAAGCAGUAUGUGCAACUCAUAUUAGCAACAAGAGCAUUUGCAGUUGUGAACAUAUGCUCAGGUGUGCUGGAAUUUUACAAGCAGGCUUUUAGUAGAAGUAGCUACGAAGAUGUUGCAGAAAAUUUGCUUGUCAGUAAAAAUCUUGCUACUAUAGCAACUGAAUUUGCAUUCCAAUCUGUGCGGAAAGACCUUCCAGAUGUCCUUGAUUAUUUAUUGCGGAAUUAUGGUUUACAACAUAAUACCCUUAAAGACAGCAGUGGUAAAAGCCUUGUUUUUGUAUCUGUUCUCAGUGGCAAAGAAAACAUCCUGAGUUAUCUACUGAAGCUGAAUCCAAGAGUGGAUAUCAAUGAAAAGGCACCUUCUGGGAACACCCCCCUUCAUGCCGCAGUGAAUACAGGUAAUAUCACCAUGGUGAAAUUGUUGAUUGAUACUGGGGCAGAUGUCAAUGCUUGGAAUCCUGAAUGUGAAGGAGCAACACCACUUCACCUUGCCAUAAUGAGUGGUAAUGCGGAAAUGGUCUCGGUGAUGUUAGAGGCAAAAUGUGAUCUGGGAGUUAAGAUGGGCAUCCCUGCUACUGUGACACCCAUGAGCUUAGCUGAGGAUUUGGGACUCGAUGACAUUGUUGAGCUCCUAUCUAAAUUCACAGUAUCCAGAUAAGAAGUUCUACCUCAGAAUAU
Messenger RNA from Stylophora pistillata, 1552 nucleotides. RefSeq lists its product as uncharacterized. NCBI's taxonomy places the organism in Eukaryota, Metazoa, Cnidaria, Anthozoa, Scleractinia, Pocilloporidae. Gene Ontology annotation, molecular function: protein binding. The record is from RefSeq and is a predicted model, not a curated record.